This is a messenger RNA of Portunus trituberculatus (swimming crab), 5123 nucleotides long. RefSeq names its product flocculation protein FLO11-like. Gene Ontology annotation, biological process: homophilic cell-cell adhesion. The record is from RefSeq and is a predicted model, not a curated record. The transcript has 22 exons. Gene Ontology annotation, molecular function: calcium ion binding. The coding region runs from base 357 to 4247 and encodes 1296 amino acids. NCBI's taxonomy places the organism in Eukaryota, Metazoa, Arthropoda, Malacostraca, Decapoda, Portunidae. Gene Ontology annotation, cellular component: membrane.
CGUCUAGUGGAAGUUGGAGCUUGGUGCAGCAACACACCUUGGCCCAAGUCUCCUGUGUAGUCCUCGAUUAGUGGAUGGAAGUACUCACUCCUGUCAAUGCUCGUAACCAGGAAGUAGUUUCAGUGUCUGUGUGCGGUGUUCAGGUUCAGUGGCUUAGAAAAGUAAGAAAAUAAUAUAAAACAAAUAAUAAGCGUAGUAGAGCUUAAAGCUGAAAAUAUAGAAGUGUUGUGACGUCUCCUUACUAUAUAUGUAUAUAUAGUAAGGCCAGGCGUCACCAUCUCGCCGUAAGAAAUCACGGGAGGUUUGACGCAGAUAACUCCUCCAGCAGUUGUGGUGUUCAAAAAAGGAGGAGCAGCAUGGCGUCCAUACGAAGUCUUGCAUUCUUCGUGUGGGUCUUUGUUCAGGUCCUUCUGGUAUCCGCCCAACGGAGAGAAGAGGUUGACUGUAUUACAUUCUUCAAUACGAGUGCGGGUGAAUCUACUGGUAUCAAUGAAAUCGUAACGGUAGACAUUGACGUGAGCGAGCAGGCUGCAGUGAGCAAAGAGCUCUAUACCAUGUUCUGGGACACGAAGAGUGUUGAAGCACCGACGAUAGGGGAUUCUGAAUUCACCAAAUACUUCAUUAUUGACGACACAGUCAGCGGUGCAUGGACGGUCUCUGUUAAAGCAAACCUGGCGGGCUUGCCGGACUACAAUCCCACCCAAGAAGGAGUAAUAAAGCAUCUAUUCCUCUUCAAAAAUCUUGGGACAAUUGGGCCAAGUGAAUGCCGAAUGACGCUAACCAAUAACAUCAUCGACGAGAACAACCAGCCUCCGGUGCCUAAUGUAAAAGACGACAGCCUAACUAUUGAUGAGGACUUCAUGGUUAACUACCCCAUCAACAAUUUCAAGAGCGUAGUGCAAGACACAGACGGCACCUCCCCAAAUAACCAGUUCACCGUGACGAUGACAAACCCUGAGUGUCCCCUGGAGACCACAAAACCCCCAUACACCUCGGGAGAAAACCCCACCGAAGUUUUCUACCAGCUCAAAAGAAAUCUAGACUACGACACUGAGCCUGGACCCAUCGUGUGUCAGGCGACAUUCCAGGAUCUCGGGACGCCUCCACAGUCAUCUAAGGGCACAAUCACCGUCAAUAUCAAGAACGUGGCAGACGAACCACCAGAAUUCAGUGAGAAAUAUUAUUACACUACAGUGGAUUCUAUAGAGGUGACAAAUAUAUCUCUGACAAUACAACCCUCCAGCAUCUUAGCAAUCGACAAGGACACUGGAAACCAAAACUCACCAGUCACAUACUCUAUGACUGAUGUACAGGCGGAUGUCCAGGGCACGACAUACUUUGGAAUAGACGAAACCACCGGCGAAGUGACUCUCGAAAAGGAUUUAGACACACCUUUCCUAGUUGACCACCAGCAAGUCACGUUCUUCCUCAAGGCCACUGAUACCAGCCAAGCAACAGAUAAUGCUCUCCUGGUGGUUACUCUGCCUGCACCGCCCACCACCACUACCUCCACCACCACUACCUCCACAACCACUACCUCUACUACAACUGGUACCACCUGUGAGCCGUGCAUUUGUUCAACUUAUACAACGGAAGAGAUCACAGAGUGUCCCACACAAGAACCCUGUACACCCUGCCCAAUUGAAACUACUACUGACUUCACUUGCCCAACUACACCCAGUGAAGGCACGUGUACUCCCUGCCCAACCGAAACCACAACAGAAUGCGUCUGUCCCACUACACCUUACCAAACUACACCCAGUGAAGGCACGUGUACCCCCUGUCCAACUGAGACCACCACACCUUGCCCAACUGAAACUACCACAGAAUGCGUCUGCCCCACCACACCUUGCCCAACCGAGACCACAACAGAAUGCAUCUGUCCCACAACACCUAAUCCAACUACACCCAGUGAAGGCACGUGUACUCCCUGUCCAACUGAGACCACCACACCUUGCCUAACUGAGACUACCACAGAAUGCGUCUGUCCCACAACACCUAACCCAACUACACCCAGUGAAGGCACGUGUACUCCCUGUCCGUCUGAGACCACCACAGAAUGUAUCUGCCCCACCACACCUUGCCCAACUGAGACCACCACAGAAUGCAUCUGCCCCACCACACCUUGCCCAACUACACCCAGUGAAGGCACGAGCUCCACCAUCACCUGGGGCCCUGACCAACCGACCCUCGUUUUCGAGAGAUCGUCGUACACUGGUUCCACGUAUGCUUUCGUUGACGAAGUGUAUUAUGUAAAAGUCAAGGACAUCGGAUAUGAUGUUAUAUAUGACUGGAGUGACGGGUAUCCAAGUAACAAGUACUUCAAUAUAAAUUCCAAGUCGGGAUGGAUUACAGUUAACCAGGACAACCUGCCACCUGAAGGCCCCCACCAACUCAAGGCCACAGCAACGAUUAAAGCCGCUCAAUCAGAGCACACUGAGACUAUUGUCAACAUCUUUGUCUUGCCAGUGCCUACCGAGGAGGUGAUUAUCUCGAACAGUCUCAUCAAUCCUACGGUGGAGGAGGGCAAGGAAGAGAAGGAGGUGGCCACCAUUAAUGUCUCGAAUUUGUCUGCGAAAGUUUGCAUCACUGCAGCUCAGCCUCUCGAAGCUCAUGAAAAUUUCAGUGUAACAAAGCAGGACGACACGACAUGGACGCUGCGGAAGACUGGCAGCCUGGACUACGAGAAAAUGCAGGAAAUAAGAAUGGUCCUUGAAGCCUUUAAGUCAGACAUUGAAUGCCCAGAAGUCAGCAAAGAAAUUCCGUCGAACCUUGAAAGGAGCCAGGUUCUGGUCCUUAUCAACGUGGACGACAUAAAUGAUGUAGCACCGUCAUUUGAUAGCAAAGAAGUUGUAGUCGCUUACCCAACCAACGAGGGCCUCCGGAGGGCGGUGGGCCCCGUUGUCAGUGUGCAGGCCAAGGACAUCGACGGCCCAGAGGUGAAAUAUUCUAUAACAGGUGACGCUGCUGAUCAGUUCAAGGUGGACGAGGACACUGGUGAUGUAUUCGUCGUGAAAGGUUUGGACUGUAACCCGAAGUGCGAAUUCAACGUAAGAGCUUCAGAUACUAUUAACAGUAACGAGAUGAAAGUCACGGUUUUACCCCUGGGCAUGGAUCACAUCUUCACCCUCAACAUGGACACGACCGUUUCUGAGGUGGAUAAACAGCUCACCCAGUUGUCCCAGAAAGUGGAAGCCCAGAUCUCAAAGCUCUAUGUCAAUCCCACACCCACCACCACCAUGAGGCGAGGGAGAAGGUACAAGCGUGAAGCCGGAGUGACCCUCGAGGUGCAAGUAUACAGCCUCAAAAAUGGGUUCCUGAUGAGCCUAAACGAAUUGAAUAGUGCCCUCGAAGAAGCUACGGCAUCCAUUAAGGCGGAGAAGUUUAUAGACGAGACAGUGUUUCAGCUGGAGCCUGAGGAUACGACGGGUCUGACGGCGGCUGUGGCGGUGCUGGGUACGCUGCUGGUACUCGUGCUCAUCGCUGGGAUUGCUUUCUUCGCGUACAAAAAGAAGAAAGGUAAAGGUCCCUCCAAGCCGCGACCCCCGGCUGCCCCCAUCAGCACCCUUGGGAAUGCCUACCACAACCACUCCUACGAGAAAGAUGGACACGACACGCAGAGGUCUUUGGGUCACAACACGAACAGUUCCCUCAACGGGUUUACGAGCGUCCAGGUUCACAACACCCAGAACGGAGACUCACCGCCCAUGCACAGGAGCCCUCUCGCCAAGCCCUCGGACUCCAUCCCCCUCAGGAGCAUCGACAAUCAACAGCAGGCAGGACUAAGAAGGACAAAUCCUGAUACAUCUGAUUAUUUCGGAUCGCCCAGUUCAGCUCUGCCAUCUUCCUUCACCCGCACCACCGCCUCCUCCUCCCCUGCUCCACCACCUUCAACUUCCUCCUCCUCCUUCCCCAUCUACGCGGAAAUCAAGAAACCUAAGGAUCCUAAGCCAAAGUCCACAGCUUUCCCCUCCUCCUCCUCCUCCUCCAGGCCUGAGAAGAACAUUUCCCGCACAGACUUUUCUUCUGAUCCGAUUGACAAAAAGCCUGACGUGCCCGCCGCUGACUACGAGGAGGUGGGCAGCAGCAAAUUUUCCGCACUCAAGAGCUCUCCUCCUCCUCGACGUUCGAAUCGUCACGAAUCUGAUGACGAUGAUGACGAGGACGUGAAGGAGUGGCAUACCCAGGGGGCAAACAUGAUUCGGAUGAGCCUGGCGAGGAGAAGAAAUCGGUGGCGUUCAAGGUGAUGGUGGAUACAAAGGAGAUUGAGGCGGAAAACAAGGGGCCAGCACAGAAGAAGGCCGAAGCGGAGAUGCUCAUGGAGGCGAACAGGAAGAAGCUAGAAGAGGAAGACGAGGAAGACAACGAGGAUGAAGAUGAAGAAGAAACUGCAAAACUAUAGAAUACCAUUUCUUGUACCGCAGCGAAAUAGGAAGCAGUUAAACGCAUUCACUGUAGUAUACUGUAUUACUCCCCGCCUUAAAUUAUGCUAUCUUAAGAAACUCCUUGUCACAAACCACAUUGUUACUACUUGAACUAGACUAUAUCCAUACAUUUCCUUUGUCCGCAAAGCAGAGGGACGCUUGCACCAGUACACGGUAACUCUCUGAAGAACUUUACAUGAUUUUAAUAGUCUUAUCAAAGCGACGAGGCAUGAUGAACAAGAUGGUCCUCGCGUACUCAUGUCGAUCUGUGUAACCUUGUGACUUGGGCAUGACAGCUACAAGGAUGUUUUAGAAGGAAUUACGAACAUCAAACUACACACACACACACACACACACACACACACACACACACCAAUAUUUUUCACUAUUUGUCUUAGGCUCAAGUAGAUUGUCUUCAGAAUAAAUCUCAAUUCUCGCUUUCCCUCAAUUCUAGAAGUAGGCGCAAAACAUUCUAGUUCAAUACUUUUUUUUUUUUCGCUUAACUUGCACCAUUCCGGUUUGUUCCUAUAACGAAUGUGUGAAUAUAAUGUAUUUGUAUAACCUAAGUAAAUCGAACUACUGCGUAUCAUUUCAUGGUGCGGAACAACAACGCAUGAUUACAUUAAGUAUCAUGGGGACAAAUGAGUUUCACUGUUUCUUAUAUAAAUAGGUUUGUGUGAUUACAUUUUAUAUUUGAAA